Molecule: messenger RNA, 1521 nt
Organism: Trypanosoma theileri
Lineage: Eukaryota; Euglenozoa; Kinetoplastea; Trypanosomatida; Trypanosomatidae
Product: cholinephosphate cytidylyltransferase A
Exons: 1
Coding region: 1-1521 (506 amino acids)
Biological process (GO): phosphatidylethanolamine biosynthetic process
Cellular component (GO): cytoplasm
Molecular function (GO): ethanolamine-phosphate cytidylyltransferase activity
Source: RefSeq, a predicted model, not a curated record
AUGUCUUCUAACAUUAUUGAUCACAGCUUUUUCUUUACACCAUUAGAGCGUGAUCGAAUUGCUCAUGCAGAAACUUUUGUAGAAACUCGUCCAAGUGGUUUUGUCACACUUGUCUUUCGUCCAUUAUGGCUGGCAAUGAGUACACAUCUGGUGCCAGAGAUGGUGGCGCCGAAUGCCAUCACACUUGCGGGACUUGUAAGCUCCAUGCAGUCAUAUCAAAUUAUUAGUGAAUACUACAAUAAGAAAUCGACUAGUGUAAACGAUCUCACAAAUCAAACCCCAAUUUUACUUUCCUGUUUACUUUGUCUUGUAUCAAUUGUCUGUGGUUCUUUAGAUGGAGUUCAUGCGAAACGUUGCCGAUCAGCAACCCCAUUAGGUGAUAUUUUUGCGCGUGUAUGCAGUAGCAUUUCUCGUAUUUUUUUCGCUCUUACACUUAUGGAAGUUUUUAAUGUGAGAAAUCAUUCCACACAGUGGUAUGUGCUUAUGUCACUUCAAUUAGUGGAGUUUAACACGGUUCUUGCUCGCAUUAACGCUGAAAAUCUUAAACCUCAAAAGGCAAAAAAUCUCGCUUAUCAUCUAACGUAUUGCUUUCGUGACUCAGAGUUAUCAUUUCUGAUGCUUUGCGCAUUGAUCACACAACUUGCCCUUCCAACGCAAAAUUUUGCUCAUUAUUUUAACCCCAAAAAUGCAAAAUACUGUUUUUUGACGUUAGUUUUUGUGAGUUUUGCCAAUGUAGCAUUAUUAAAAAUGAAUCCCAAAUAUAAAACAGGUAUUGCUCUUUGUCUCGCAGCUCGUGUAGUACCAUUAUUUAAGAUUCUUACAUUUAACAAUUACAGCAUUCUCAGUGUUAUCAGUGGGGCUCUGGUGGUUGCACUUCUUUCUAUAGAAGUUCAUGUUAGCAAUGUGGCUGGACGUCGAGUACAUGCGGCUGUAGUAUGCAUUUGCAUAGGAUCUGUGUUUAAUGAUUUAUUUUCUAUUGUAGCCUCUGUACUUUAUAUUGUUGGUAUGUUAGUAGAUCUUUCUUACUCAACCCGUAUACCACUCUUUGUACCUGUGAAGAAUGUCUUUUGCGAUGGAGUCUUUGACCUUUGUCACGCUGGUCACAAGAACUUUAUGCAGAACGCACUGCAGUACGGAAAUCGCCUUAUUGUUGGUGUCUGUGGGGAUGAGGACUGCGCGGCAUACAAGCGACGUCCCAUCAUGACAACAGAGGAACGUGUGAAUGAAGUUCGGAUGUGUAAAUUUGUCUCGCAGGUGAUUCCGAACAGUCCGGUCUCUGGAGUGACGGAGGAGAUGAUCCGGCGGCACAACAUUCACGUGGUGGUCUGCGGCUGCGAGUACGACCGGCCGGACGACACUUUUUACGCCGUCCCGCGGCGGCUGGGGAUUCUCCGCACGGCCCCCCGCACCGCCGGCAUCUCGACGAGUGUUCUCAUCGCCCGCAUCCGCGCCGCGACGGACGACGACGUGGUCGCGAAGGACAAGGCGAAUGGGCGCUCCACCGUGCAGGAGGGCGCCUGA